Molecule: messenger RNA, 282 nt
Organism: Strongylus vulgaris
Lineage: Eukaryota; Metazoa; Nematoda; Chromadorea; Rhabditida; Strongylidae
Source: the annotation of a GenBank genome assembly
UUGAACGCCAAGCAUAUCAAAGAAGCGAUAGCAAGAUACACUGGAACGUCAUCAGGUUUUGGCAAAAAUAAAGCCAUAACAGAGCGGGGCCGCAAUCAAGUGUUCACCAAAGCAGAACACGACCAUAAGGUAGCUCUUGCAAUAGCCUAUCUGGAUGCGGUGUUGGUAGGAGAUCGAGAUGAGGCCAUUGCACAGGUUCGAGCUACAUGUGACAACCUUUGGCAAGGAGGAAUGCGAGGAUGUGAAGAGAUAUCAAUGACUGGAAAUCGGUGUCAGUUGAAG